AUGGUGUCCACGCUCUUUCAUACCCGGUUUCUGCGGGCCAUCACCCUAAUAUUCACUCUUUUCACUUCCAUAACCCUCGGAAGCCAGCUAUUCACCGCCAACACUGUGCCAGAGGGGCUAAGCGCAGGAUGUUCUAAUGCUCUCAUGGCCGAUAUCGCUUGCGGUAGCGGCAUCACCCUUUUCACCAGAGGGGAGUAUUAUCCUCUGACAGACCUCAAAGCACUUUGCGUGGACUCCUGUGCCUCUGCACUCGAGACCUACCACGGCGAUGUGGUUUCCAGUUGCACUGCCGAUAACUGGCCCGAAGAGAUGGAGGUCGACAUGCCGCUCGUAAUGAUCAGCGAGCUGCUGAGAUAUAACUACAACCUAACUUGCCUGACAGACAGUGGCCGCUUUUGCAAUAAUGUCGCUGCCGCUUUCGCCGCGUCGCGGGAUCCGGAGGCGGCGAACGUACAAGGUGCUCUGCCUGCCGGCGGCGACUUUGGUGACUACGUGCCGCCUGAUACGUGCGACAGCUGCUUAGUGAAGAAUCUUCGGUUCCAAGCCGGAUCUCCUUACUUUGACGGGCCAAGGCUGCAGGCUCAGUCAGUUUACGAGUCUCGCACCGCCGAUUGUGGCAUCGCGGGAGCCCCUCUCGUCACUACAACGAUCAGUCUGUUCACACAAACAACGGCGGCUCCGACGCCCACCCCAACUUGCACGGGGAAGACAUACUCUAUUCAGCCAGAGGACGAUUGUAACUCCAUCUCCAUGUCACAGAGCAUUGGAACGGAGUGGCUCCUCUGGGACAACGAGUUGCUAGCAUUCUGUCACCAGUUCCCUACCGAAGGAGAUCUUUGCUUGGUUAACACUUGUGAUGUCUAUACCGUCCUUGAGUCUGACACCUGUGACAAGAUUGCAAAGGCUCACGGCAUGACUGUGUUCCUUGUGUUAUUAUAA
This is a messenger RNA of Colletotrichum acutatum, 939 nucleotides long. RefSeq lists its product as uncharacterized. Bases 1 to 939 code for a protein of 312 amino acids. The record is from RefSeq and is a predicted model, not a curated record. Lineage: Eukaryota; Fungi; Ascomycota; Sordariomycetes; Glomerellales; Glomerellaceae. The transcript is spliced from 3 exons.